AUGUUUCAUUCUUCUAUACUUGUGAUCCAAACAUAUUUAGAUGUCGGAAUGCUGAUUUACUUAAUUAAAAACAAACAAAAUGCUUUAUUUUUGUCAGGUGUCUACACACGUUAUAAAACCUUUCUAAACAAGGAUAAAGUGAUUUUAAAACGAGUAAUAAAAGGUGUUCAAACAAAGAGGCCAGUGGAAGUUCAGAAUGUUAUGUUACGGAGGUACUUCUUGGAACUCACACAAAGCUUUAUGAUUCCUCUUGAACGGCACAUGGCCAGUCUGAUGCCCUUGCAACGAAACAUUUCCCCCCAUAAGGCACCACCACGACUCCGGCCUUUUGAUCCUGAAGAAUUCUUAAAAACAGUUGAGCAUUCUGGUCCACAACUCACUUCUGGAAUAAAGGGAGACUGGGAGGGGUUGUACAAACGCUUUUUUCCGUCUCCCAAUUUUGUGGGGUGGUACCGACACCGAGAACAUGAAGUAAACCAAAAACUCCAAGUUUUACAUAUGGAGGCCUUAAGUAAUGUGGAUGUCCAAGACUGGAUUCGUGAUAAAGAGGAAGUUGAGAUUGUAGACCUCAUUUUGAGAUUAAGAGAAAAGCUGACCUUUGCUGCAAAUAACCAGUCUGCUGUAAAUAAAGACUGUGUUGUGAAACUCCAUCGACAUGUGGACACCAUCAUUUGCUCACUGCCAGACGAUCUGCAGGGUGUAUUGAAGACAUGA
Molecule: messenger RNA, 714 nt
Organism: Acanthosepion pharaonis
Lineage: Eukaryota; Metazoa; Mollusca; Cephalopoda; Sepiida; Sepiidae
Source: the annotation of a GenBank genome assembly